Pistacia vera is the source of this 1077-nucleotide messenger RNA. RefSeq names its product AP2/ERF and B3 domain-containing transcription factor At1g50680-like. Gene Ontology annotation, biological process: regulation of DNA-templated transcription. NCBI's taxonomy places the organism in Eukaryota, Viridiplantae, Streptophyta, Magnoliopsida, Sapindales, Anacardiaceae. The record is from RefSeq and is a predicted model, not a curated record. Gene Ontology annotation, molecular function: DNA binding; DNA-binding transcription factor activity. The coding region runs from base 1 to 1077 and encodes 358 amino acids. The transcript has 2 exons.
AUGGAAGAAGAUGCAUCAAGCAUGGUUUCGAAUGCUAAAAUGUACGUGAAUGGCGACACUUCGGAUUCAAACAACAGUUCGUAUACAGUUUUUCCUUCUUGCAAGCGCAAUAACAAUAAUAAUAAUGUGUCGUCGGUGAAGUUUAAAGGAGUUGUGCCACAACAGAAUGGGCAUUGGGGAGCCCAAAUUUAUGCCAACCACCAAAGAAUCUGGCUAGGCACAUUCAAAUCUGAGAAAGAAGCAGCAAUGGCAUAUGACAGUGCCGCACUGAAGAUUCGCGGCGACGAUUCCCAACGAAAUUUCCCAUGGACAGACAACAACAACCAAGAACCGAAUUUCCAAAACCAAUUCACCAAAGAGGCAAUUUUAAACAUGAUUAGAGAUGGAACAUACCAACCGAAAUUCGCCGAUUUUGUCCGAAUUCAAUCCCAAAGAGAAGAUCAAAAUUACAUUGAUGGUGGAACUGCAAGUCUCAACCAAAUAUUAGUGCAUGGAGAUGAACAAUUCUCAUGCAGGCAAUUAUUUCAGAAGGAAUUGACUCCAAGUGAUGUUGGUAAGCUAAAUAGACUUGUAAUUCCAAAGAAAUAUGCAGUAAAAUAUUUCCCAUAUAUAUGUGAAAAUGCAGAAGAAAAUAAUGCCCUCAAUGGAGGAGUUAAUGACUUAGAAUUAGGGUUUUUUGAUAAGCACAUGAGGCCAUGGAAAUUCAGGUAUUGUUUUUGGAGAAGCAGCCAGAGUUAUGUAUUUACAAGAGGGUGGAAUAGAUUUGUGAAGGAGAAAAAAUUGAAGGAAAAAGAUAUAAUUACAUUUUAUAAUUGUGAGUGCACAAAUAGUAAUGGAGGAAAAGAGGGACAAAAUUUCUUUUUAGUUGAUGUGAUACAACACACUGAAUUAGGGCUUGAAACUCAGCUGCAAUUGGAGCUAAAUAAUAAUAAUAUUAGGAAAAAUAAUAGUUUCAGCUAUAAUUCAGAGUCAGAAUUGAGAGAUUAUGACCAUGAGAAGAAGAAUAAUAAAGCUUCAAAUUUGGAUCUUCAUGAGAGCAAAGGGUUUAGGCUUUUUGGUGUACAGAUUAGGAGAUGA